Musca domestica (house fly) is the source of this 982-nucleotide messenger RNA. RefSeq lists its product as uncharacterized. Lineage: Eukaryota; Metazoa; Arthropoda; Insecta; Diptera; Muscidae. The transcript has 6 exons. Bases 57 to 953 code for a protein of 298 amino acids. The record is from RefSeq and is a predicted model, not a curated record.
GAUCUCAUUGAAUAGUUUUAAAACACUUUCGAGUUGUCGAUGUCAGAAGCUAUUCAAUGAUUAUGGUCAUGGUUUUGCGUAUUUUUCUAUUUAUUGGUUUUUGUGUAGCAGCCACAUGUGGCGAAAGUUAUUUGAAGAUUACCAAAAUUGUGUGCGAAACACAUCCGAGCUUUAUUCACAAUCAUUCGUGUGCCCUGAAACCGGUUAAUCGUUACAAAACUUUCAUUUUGAUGGACUGUUGGAUAAAGACUCAAUUAAGGAACUCAUCGGUAAACCUGGCAUUGUAUGUUCGAAACAGCGCGAAUAUCUAUAAACCAUUCGUAAUUAAUGCAACAAUUAACGUUUGCCAGCUCUUUGCCAAGAGUACGCAGGGUGCUUAUGGAAAAAUUAUAAAAACAAUUUUCAGCAGAUUCACCAACAUAAAUCAUUCUUGCCCCUUUUCGAUAAUCUUUGGCGAAACUAUUCUUAAAUCUACGAAAAUUGUGUGUGAAACACAUCCGAACUAUAUACACAAUCACACAUGUGCCCUGAAGCCGAUUAAUCGCUAUAGAACCUAUAUUCAAAUGGACUGUUGGAUAAAGAAAGAAUUGACAAAUACAUCGGUAAACUUUGCCGUAUACACUCGAAACAGCGCAAACAUCUACAAACCGUUUCUAAUUAACGCAACCAUUAAUGUUUGUCAGCUCUAUGCUAAGAAUAUGCAGGGUCCAUAUGGAAAGAUUUUAAAAACUAUAUUUACUAGAUUUACGAAUAUUAAUCACUCCUGUCCCUAUUCGGGCAACAUUGUCGUCAAAAAUGCCUAUUGGGAUACUUCGCUUUUGCCGGUGGCUUUACCCCCAAAUUCAUAUAAAAUUGUUUUAACAUUUUAUGAAGAUUAUCCAAAAACAAAUUAUGGUUUUGUGGCAUACUAUAUUGAAUAUAUAGAUAUAAAAGCUAAGCCCCGUAAAGGAUAAAGGAAAAGUGGAGGAAAUUCUCUGCUGAA